AUGGGGAAGGUGGCGCUGGGAGCGGCAGUGGUCUGCGCGGCGACGGCGUGCGCAGUGGCGGUACUCGUUGUCCGUCACCGUAUGAAGAGUUCGGGGCGUUGGGCACGGGCGGUAGCCAUAUUGAAGGAGCUGGAGGAGAAGUGCGCCGCCCCCGUAGGCAAGCUCCGGCAGGUGGCCGACGCCAUGACGGUGGAGAUGCACGCCGGGCUCGCCUCCGAGGGUGGAAGCAAGCUUAAAAUGAUCAUCAGCUACGUCGACAACCUCCCCACCGGGUACAAAAGAACAAUCCUUCGAGAGCAAAUCAGCACUUCUCUUCUAUUAGUUAUUCCAAUUUCUCUUUCCCCGACGUGGGAUCUCUCGCUAUCCAUGGAGUCUGAUUCGAUGAUCCCAUAUCCUUUCUUUCCUUUUUCUUAUUAUAAGUAAAUGCCGCUGGCCGUAAUCUGUCGGGCUCUCGGAUUCUCGGGAGCUUUUUUCUCGUGUAUCCUUGAGUUUGGGUUAAUACUUUACGUUUAUGGAGAGUAGAGAGGAUAUUUAUUUUACAUUUUGGAUUACUAUUCACUCUGCACCGGCAGCUUUCCAGUGCGGCUGUCCCAAAUAUUUUGUGAUCGUAUAUUCGAUUAUUCGUCUGUUCCAAUGACUGCAUCGAGCAUCUUCUUCUUGCCAGAGGCCGCCACUAAUGUCCUCUGUUCCUCUGUCGAUCCUCAUCUUCUGCUUCUUUUUUCUUCUUUUUUUUGUUUUUGCCUCCCUUUAAGAAUUUUUCUGUAGAUUAUUUCUGGCAUCAGCAUUCAUUCAUUCAUUCAUUUGCCACUAUUCCCCCCUAUUCCUUAGUUUGAUCCUCAUUGAUGAGUCCGUGGAUUCAUUCUAAUUGACAGAAGGAAGAGAAAAUGGCGUUUCUGUCAUUCUAAUUCUUUUCUUUCCGGUUUAUUUACUUAUUUAUUUAUUCAUUACUUUUCUUGCUUCGGAGGAUGCUCCUCCACUCGUUGCAGUAGUCAAAAGAAGGACGUUUUAUGGAUGAGAGAAGCCAAUGUCUAUUUAUUUAGUUUCUUAUGAUAACAAGUCAUAUAUAAAUAUGAUUUGCCCAUGUUUCCUCCUAUUAAUUUCUACUCGGAAUUGGCUGCAGUCCCAUCAGGUAUGGAUGACCCUGCGUGAGUGGACCUUCUUUGCUUCUAUAACUUUGGUCUCUUAUCAUGGUAGGGAUGAAGAAGGUCUAUUUUAUGCAUUGGACCUUGGGGGAACCAACUUCAGGGUCUUGCGUGUGCAAUUGGGUGGGAGAGAAGGACGUGUUCUUAAGCAGGAGUUCGAGGAGGUUUCCAUCCCACCCCAUCUGAUGGUUGGAAACUCUCAUGUCAGUACGAAUUUACCCGUCCGAAUUCAUGUUCUAUUAUUCCCUUAAUUUCUUUGUUUUUUUCUUCUGUUCACUUCCUAUAAAAAUUGAAUUGAUUUCAGGACCUCUUUGAUUAUAUCGCUUCAGAACUAGCAAAGUUUGUUGCUUCUGAAGAUGAAGGUGAUCGCCCUCCUGCUGGGAGGCAGAGGGAGCUUGGCUUCACAUUUUCCUUUCCAGUGAGGCAGACCUCAAUAUCUUCAGGAACCCUCAUUAAGUGGACGAAAGGCUUCUCAAUUGAUGACACUGUUGGUUCCGAAUCCCUUUUCCCUUCAUAUUUAAUUUGAUAUCUUUUAAAUUAACGGGGUAUACUUUAGCCAGGUUUACUGUCAGAAGUGUUUUUUUUUUUUUUUCUGUCAAGAGCAAAGCUUAGAAAGCUUGCUGCCAUAUUGAAAUCAUAUGGUACCAAGCGGUGUGCUUCUCAUUGUCACCUUGAUAUGAUAUUUUCGUAUCAAAUGAUUUUUGCACUCAUCACAUAAUACAUAAGCAAGGUGUUCUUCCGAUUCAGAUUUAGAGAUAUUCUGUCGUCUAAUUUGUCACAUAGAGAGUUGCUUUCUGGCUCAUAUGCUAUCCCACAAGGUUGUAUUCUUCGAGGAGAAGGCAUGCUAAAGUGAUUGGCUGCUGUAGAUCAAAAUGGAGAAUCUGGGUCUACUGGACGAAAAUCAUGCCUCCCAGCAAAACUACAUCAACUCGUAGUGUAUCUCAGGAGAGCUAUUAUUGGAAUUAACCUGAUAGGUGUCAAUAAAAAGUUUCGUUUCAUGUGCCUUUAUUUUUUUUCCAUUAGGUCAAAGAAGAACCCUGUAGCUUGAUCUAGUAUACAGCCAUGUGCACUUUAGGUAAUGUUCUUUUGGCUUCAAUUUUCCUUAAAAGUACUCGAUUUGUUUUAAAAUCAAUUUGGUAAUUAAAUUUAGCUUCUAAUAUAUAUACAUAUAGUUGGAGAAACAUACCCAUCAUUCUAGAUGCAAUGCUGUAAAUUGACAUGAACUAUUGAAUCUGAAUUUCUUGCGCCUAUGUCCUGUGCCACCUGAGAAGUCUGAAACAAUAUAGAGAAGAGAGAGAUCACCCUUUCUUGUGUAUUUCGACAUGAAAGCCCCAGAUUUUUCUGUGCUCUACUUUAUCUGGUUUGUUCAGAAAAAAAAAAAUUAAUGGUCGUUGGGAUGAGUUGAUAGUCUAUUUUAUUCAGAAGAAACUGCCUCUGAAAGUCACGUAUGCUUUAAAAUGGAGCUGGAUUUAGUUGAUUAUCAGAUAAAUGAGAGAUCUCCUGCUUGCCGAAAGGGUAACAUUAUGUGCAGAGAUGAAUUAGCCUAUUUUUCUUAGGCACGAGUCAUAUGGGCAAGAGACUAACAAUUAUACCGAUCGAUAAAGGCUAAAUAAUAUUCUUUGUUUUGUAAAGAGUAGUAUAACAUGUUUAGUGAUAAAUUAAUACUGGAUUUAGAAGAAUAUGGCUGAAAGGAGCUGGGACGGAAAUCAUUCCAAUGGUAAGAAACGAACAAUCCAAUAUCAUUUCUUUCUUUUUCUUUUAAGCUCAUAUAUCAUGCAUCAGUUUCAAUAUUUAGUGUGCAAAAAUUACGCAUGCCAUUAUAUUCCGAGAGCUGGAUCAAAUCUGUUGGUGUUCAUAUUUGAUUUUAAAGGCUACCCGUGUAGAGACAUAAAACACCAUGUGGUUUUCCAACCAAGUAUCGGCCCUGUUUCUUGUUGAUUUGAUGAGAGUUAAAACCUCAAAGAACAUAAAUCUCCUUGGUUUCAUGCAUGAUCGAGAAUCUUCUUCAUCUAGUGCAUAUGGCAUCCUACCCAUUUCCUAUUGUCAAUUGCCCCUGUGAGACCUAUUAAAUCAAUGUUUAAUGAAUCCGAGAGAUCAUCCAUUCACUGUGAUGCUGAAUUUCUAAGUGAGGAAAGAAUCCUCACCACGAGGAGCAUGUGUUGAUCUGGCAGCAUAAUCGAUCGUCAGAGCAACUGGGUAAUCAUCUUUCUUAUGGCUUCCUUCUUUUCAAUGGGUUCAGGUUGGUCAAGAUGUAGUGUCUGCGUUGACCAGCGCCAUUGAGAGACAGGGCCUUGAAAUGAACGUUUCAGCACUGGUGAGUUCCUCAUUCUUAAACCUAAGAACAUUAAAUUCAUAUGCACGUAUAUAUUUAUAUAUAACUUAAUUAUUAUCAUUUUUAUUGACCCACGUUGGGUGCAGGUAAAUGAUACCAUCGGGACUCUGGCCGGAGGUAGAUACUAUGAUAAUGAUGUGAUUGCUGCUGUCAUACUAGGAACUGGGACGAAUGCUGCAUACGUGGAGCAUGCCAAUGCCAUACCCAAGUGGCACGGUCCUCUUUCCAAAACAGGAGAGAUGGUGAGGAUUCGAGCCCACAAACUUAUUAACUUUAUAUGGUAUUUGGAUCUGAGGGCGAAAAUAACUGAAAAAGGAUGAACAAACGUGGGUUUGUUCUAGGUCAUCAACAUGGAGUGGGGCAACUUCAGGUCCUCCCACCUGCCCACCACAGAGUUUGACACCGCACUGGAUUCCGAGAGCUUGAACCCUGGUGAACAGGUACCUUUGUGUCGAGUCUCUUUCAGGAGCAUCUCGAUAUUCCCAUACUAAUAAUGUCAAUACUUUGGUGCUUUUGACUUUAUUUUCUGAAGAUAUUUGAGAAACUGAUCUCGGGGAUGUACUUGGGGGACAUUGUACGGAGAGUCCUCCUGAGGAUGGCCAAGGAGGCCGCCCUCUUUGGCGAUACCGUCCCCCCUAAGCUAGAGGUUUCUUUCAUCCUACGGUAUGCCGCCGCCACUUUAUUUCCAGAAAUUUUCCUUGCUUCAUGUCGUAUUAUUUAUUUUAUUUGAGGGGUAAUAAGUAUUCAGACGAUUGAUUUCUCUACUGCAUCCACUUUGAAUUUAUUUAUUUAUUUAUUUAUUUAUCGUCAGCUGUUCCUAAUGGAAAUAAUCUGCAUAGAUUCAUGAACCAGGCCAUUAUUAAACACUUACCCUUGUAGUAAGUGUUUAUUUCUCUCCUUGAAUCUGACAUGGUGUUGCUUAAAUGAUGCAAAUCUCUCAGAUUAGCUCCUCCAUCGGGUUAUUUGAGUGAGUUAUUAUGGAAAUAAUGGGGUUAUUUAAAUGGAAAUUUGCCCACAUUGGUAAUUAGCUGAAUUUUAUUAGAACUGGUUAUUUAUAUUUAGGCCUGAGAUAUUUUCUUUAGAAUUGGAAAUAAACAUGAUGAAUCGAAAGAUUGGGUCUUGAUAUCCGGCAUUUAUUCCUAUAUUAACCGUGCUCGGAAAAUAGGGAUAAUUUUAUGUUUCAUGAGCACGAUAUUAUCCUUAAUAUUAUCUUAGUAUAUGGGAAAAUAAGCAGCUUUUCCGAAUUUGCAGGACUCCCCACAUGUCGGCCAUGCAUCACGAUACUUCCCCUGAUCUCAGAGUCGUCGGGACGACAUUGAAGGACAUCCUUGGGGUCUCCUUCUUCUUCUUCUUCUUCUUCUUCUUCUUCUGUCUGUCUCUGUCUCUCUCUCUCUAACCUGGGCGCCGUUUCUGGUUGCAGAUCUCGAACACCUCGCUGAAGACGAGGAAGCUGGUCAUCGGGGUAUGCGACGUGGUGGCGAAGCGGGGGGCCCGGCUGGCGGCGGCGGGAGUCGUCGGCAUCUUGAAGAAGAUGGGGCGGGACAGCUCCCCGAGGGACGGCGGCCAAGUCCCGAGGACGGUCAUCGCCAUGGACGGCGGGCUCUUCGAGCACUACACCCUCUUCAGCACCUGCUUGGAGGUCACCCUCAAGGAGCUCCUCCCCGACGACGUCGCCGCCGCCGUCGCCGUCGUCCACGCCAACGACGGCUCCGGCCUCGGCGCCGCUCUCCUCGCCGCCUCCCACUCCCUCUACCUCCAACCCGCCGCCUCCUCCUGA
Molecule: messenger RNA, 5251 nt
Organism: Spirodela intermedia
Lineage: Eukaryota; Viridiplantae; Streptophyta; Magnoliopsida; Alismatales; Araceae
Source: the annotation of a GenBank genome assembly